CGUUGUUCGAGGAAUUCGCUCCAAGAGAUGCUAUGGUGGCAAACGCGAUGGUCGCAGCAUUUGCCCAACACGGGCAUUUUGACGAGGCUCUUGAUCUCUACGAAUCUAUGGUGUCCCGGGGCGUACGGCCAAGCUCUCACGCGCGGCGGUGCGCGAUCCUCGCGUGUGCCGUACAGGGAAGGCUCGAGCUAGGGGUCUCGAUCCGCGAGAGCACGGAGGAUUUGGACAUUGGCGUGGAGAACUCGGUGCUAAAUCUCUUUGCGAGGUGCGGGGAGAUGGAGAGGGCCUGGGAUUUCUUCCGGGGAAUGCGCGAGAGAGAUGCGGUGUCGUGGAACACGAUGCUGUGGGCGUGUGCGCAUCGCGGGCUGGGUCGCCAGGCGCUGGGAUUGUUCCGGGAGAUGGAUCUCGAGGGCGUGGAGACGAAUCUCUUCGCCUUGCGAUCGAUCGUCCGGGCGUGCUCCACGAGCCUCGCAGAGGAAUGCCAGGGUGUUUACGAGUGGGAAUUGGAUCAAGCAGUAGCAAAUUCUCCCCUCGAACAGUGAACGCUUCUUUCAUUCUUCUUAGGAAGAACUCUUUUUACUGUAGUGAAAGCAAGCUUUUAACACUGCAUUAACAAUGCAGUGUUAAUGCAUUGUUAACCUAAAGUUGACCUAAACUUUGACUAGGUGCCGAAUGUUGACCACGUGCUCCAUUUUAUAUGGUGAGGACCUUUGAAUAUCAUUGACUCGCGUGUAUGGUGAGGACCCUUGGAUAUGACUGACUCGCGUGCUCCAUGUUAUAUGAUCUCAGUGGCAAGCAAUGCGUGACAUACCAAGUUUCUGUCACGGACAGAACCCCACUCUCUACUUCGAGCGAUUGAUCCACUCUUUCCAUUCUCGAUGAAGUAAG
Selaginella moellendorffii is the source of this 888-nucleotide messenger RNA. RefSeq names its product pentatricopeptide repeat-containing protein At1g08070, chloroplastic-like. The transcript has 2 exons. Bases 33 to 542 code for a protein of 169 amino acids. The record is from RefSeq and is a predicted model, not a curated record. Gene Ontology annotation, biological process: RNA modification. Gene Ontology annotation, molecular function: protein binding; RNA binding. Lineage: Eukaryota; Viridiplantae; Streptophyta; Lycopodiopsida; Selaginellales; Selaginellaceae.